Messenger RNA from Caenorhabditis sp. 36 PRJEB53466, 5585 nucleotides. The record is from the annotation of a GenBank genome assembly. NCBI's taxonomy places the organism in Eukaryota, Metazoa, Nematoda, Chromadorea, Rhabditida, Rhabditidae.
AUGCAAGAUGUUUCGGUUUCGAACUCAAAUUCAACGUUGGUGAGCAUUUUUGAUGGUCAUUGCGCGUGAUAACUGUGAUUUUAGGUGAAAAUGAGUGAGAACGAGGAUAAACAGCGGCGAAAAACGAUUGCGUGGAAUGGGAUUGUGGCGACAGUUCCGCAAGCGGGCGGCGGCCGAAAAGAAGUCAUUCGGAACGGUUCGUUUUUAAUGGGGCUAUUCAGCGUAUGUUUCUUUUCCGUUUUUUUCGUUUUUUUACACCGCUGAAUUGGGCUUUUUGACGUAAAAAAACGAAAAAAACGGAAAAAAAAUCUUUUUUUUUCACAGCCUGAAUAACCCCAUAAGGUCCCAGAAAUUUAUUCUCUCUGAAAAUCGGGUCGACUAGUACUUCUUCAAUUGAAGUGAAACUAAAUGUCGCGCUGGAUAGCGUUUCGAUGAAACCGGACUUUUGACAAUUAUUAUUCUUCACAACACGGUCUCCAGAGCUGACAAUAUGGGCGUGGCCUCGGCGGCCAAAUGGCGUUUUCAUGAAUUGAGCAGGUUUUCUCUGAUUUUUGUCGUCAAAGGCGAUGAAAAAUGAUUGUUCGACAUGAAAACACACUAAUUCUCAGAAUUAAUGACGUUUUGGCGCAUUUUUCGCGGAUUUUGCUUUUUCGCCUUCGCCGCCGAUCGCCGCCUAAAAACCGCACUUCUCAUUUUGCGCUUUCUUGACCGUUUUCAGAUAGAAUUGAUUUUGAGAAUGAUAAAUCACGUAAAUACAAGCAUUUUGAGCGCUCGAACCGCGAAAAUUACCGAAAAGCAACUGAAAUUCACGCAGUUUUAGCCAAAAACCUUCAAACGGAUAAAUGUGAUUUGCGACUUGACCAAAUUUGACGCUCUUGCGCUUAAAAAAUUCGUAAUAGCCUAUAGAAUCGGUCUAUCGGGAGACAAAUCAGAAAUUAUCGGUUUUUUGUGGCUAUUCUGGCAAAAAACACAAAUUUUGUUCUUAAAAUUUGAAUUUCGCGCCAAUGUAUCGCUCUAUUGGGCGGGGCGCACUUGCGCCCAUUGUCAGCUCUGGAGACCGUGCACAAUAGUAUCGGAACGUUUGGAAGUGAAAGCGUUUCUCUGUUUGUCACACUUUCAGCACAGCGCAUUAACUUUGCUCUACAAGUCCAUCAUCAAUCUAACUAUUCUUGCAGUGAGCGGAGUGGCGGAGCCCGGAGAAGUGCUCGCUUUGAUGGGCGGAAGUGGAGCGGGCAAGACGACUCUCAUGAACAUUCUCGCGCAUUUGGACACGAACGGCGUCGAGGUCGGUUCGGCAAAGUUCGCGAUGAGAAGAGCAAAUUUCAGUACCACGGAGACGUGACCGUCAACGGGAAGAAGGUGUCGAAGCAGAAGAUGCGUCAAAUGUGCGCGUACGUUCAACAAGUCGACCUGUUCUGCGGAACACUUACAGUUCGCGAGCAGUUGACGUAUACGGUAGGUGUCAGAAGAGCGCCUCCUCCUCGAACAAUAACGAAGCUGUAGGCGUGGAUGCGAAUGAAGGACUGCAGUGCGGAGGAGAAGGCGGCGAGAGUGGAGAGUGUGCUGCGGGAUAUGAAUCUGUUGGACUGUCAGAACACGCUGAUCGGCAUUCCGAAUCGCAUGAAGGGCAUUUCGAUUGGCGAGAAGAAGCGAUUGGCGUUCGCCUGCGAGGUACACACUACUUUUCACUUUGCAACAGCCAUAUUAUAGGGGCACCGCACAGAAAUGGCGCUCUGUUGAGAAUGAGCGACCUCGGGGGCCGAGUUUGAAAAGUUAGGCCACAUUUUCAGUGGAAAAUCACUUCGCGGCCUAGAAAUUCGGCCAGAUUGCGAACAGCGCGCCAAUUCUGUCCGGUGCCCCUAUAAUAUAUGGCGACAAAAAACGUAGAAAGGGGCGUGGGGCCUAGCGUGCACGGUUUAUCACCAUUUUGGCGCGAAAUUCGAAAUUUAACCCCAUUUUUUAUGUUUUUCGUAAAAAACUACCCAAAUUUUGUACGGGUUUCGACGAUGUAAUUGCAUAACUUUGUUAAACUAAUCAUCGCGCGCACUUUUUGACCUUAAAACGAGCGGAUUUCAUUCAGAAAUGAAUAAAUUGAAUCGAUUUUCAAGUUUUGUGCUGAAAAUGCGCGAAUUUCAGUCAUUCGCCGAUACUUUUUGCCGUUUGAACGCUUAAAAUACUUGUAUUAAAGUGCUUAAUCACUUCCGACACUCACUUUGUCUCAAAAUUAUCCAGAUCGGCCGGUAUGAAAAUUCCGAAAUUGCGGCGGCGAUUGGCCGCGGAGAGCGUAUUGCGAAAUAUGCCAAAAACGUCUUAAACGCGGCGUUUUCACGAAAAUUUCAAUGUUUUCUCUCUUUAAUGUCUUCUUUCGUCGAUAUCAAACACAAAAAUAUCGGAAAAGUGCUGGAAAUGCGGCAAUUUUCAGAAAACGCGUCUCAAAUUAGGCCACGCCCCUUUCUACACUUUUGGUCGCCGUUCCAGAUCCUCACCGACCCACAAAUCCUGUUCUGCGACGAGCCGACGUCGGGACUCGACGCGUUCAUGGCUUCGGAAGUGGUGCGAGCGCUGCUCGACCUCGCCGCGCAAGGCAAAACGAUAAUAGUGGUGCUGCAUCAGCCGUCGAGCACCGUGUUCCGCAUGUUCCACAAGGUGUGCUUCAUGGCCACCGGCAAGACGGUCUUUCACGGCGCCGUCGAGCGGCUCUGCCCGUUUUUCGCCGCUCUCGGACCGGAUUUUCGCGUGCCCGAAAGCUACAAUCCCGCCGAUUUUGUAAUGUCCGAAAUGUCGAUGAGUGCCGAGACGGAACACGAGGAUGUGAAGCGGAUUGAGGUGAGGUUUUGGAACGGUCUGGAGUGGGACACAGAAUAUUAGAAGAUUGUGAACUUUCAGUACCUGAUUGCCGAGUACCAGAAUAGCGAAAUCGGUGUGGAGAUGUUGAAGAAGACGCGAACGACGAUUGACGAGUUUGGAGGGUACGGCGGCGACGAGGAGAAUGAGGAUCGGGGGUCAGUUGGGAACUAGAACUGCAAGCAAGAAAUUGAUUUCUCGGAAUACUGUUUCAAGUCCUCUAUUUAUACGUUCAGGCGAAAACCGUUUUCGAUCUCUUUUUUCGAAUAGUUUUUUGAAUUCUCGCCACGGUCUCCAAAGCUGCUGACCCGCCCAAUAGAGCGAUACAUUGGCGCGAAAUUCAAAUUUUAACACCAAAAUUUGUGUUUUUUGCCAGAUUAGCCACGAAAAACCGAUAAUUUCUCAUUUGUCUCUCGAUAGACCGAUUCUAUAAGCUGUUACGAAUUUUUUAAGCGCAAGAGCGUUAAAUUUGGUCAAGUUUGAAGGUUUUUGGCUAAAACUGCGUGAAUUUCAGUUGCUUUUCGCUAGUUUUCGCGGUUCGAGCGCUCAAAAUACUUGUAUUUACGUGAUUUAUCAUUCUCAAAACCAAUUCUGUCUGAAAACGGUCAAGAAAGCGCAAAAUGAGAAGUGCGGUUUUGAGGCGGCGAAGGCGAAAAAGCAAAGUCCGCGAAAAAUGCGCCAAAACGUCAUUAAUUCUGAGAAUUAGUGUGUUUUCAUGUCGAGCAAUCAUUUUUCAUCGUCUUUGACCACAAAAAUCAGAGAAAACCUGCUCAAUUCAUGAAAACGCCAUUUGGCCGCCGAGGCCACGCCCAUAUUGUCAGCUCUGGAGACUGUGUUCUCCUCAAAAAUUACAGUUUCACUAGCCCUAUCAGUUUUGAAAAAAAUUCAAAUUCGACAGUCUGCAAUAAUCGUCCCCAUUCAACUUUUCCCGGUUUUGUGUGGUGUUCACCGAAGAAACUGACGAUUCAAAACGAUGUAUCUCGGCUGCCGGUGGAGACAUUAAAAAGUUGUCAACAGACAAAAUGUACAAAAUUUCCAACUGAACAUUUGAUCAGUUGACGACUUUUUGAAAUCUCCACCGGCAGCCGCCGAGAUACUCGAAACUCUUCGUUUCAGUGCCCGCUACAACUCGUCGUUCGCCACGCAGUUCCGCGUGCUCCUCAAACGGUCGCUCAAAACGACACUCCGCGAUCCGCUGCUCCUUCGCGUCCGUUUCGCACAAAUUGUGGUAUGGCCUAGCUUUUCCUCGUCCCCCCCCCCUCACGGCCUCCAUCCAAUCAUUUCUAGGCCACCGCCAUUCUCGUCGGAAUCGUGAACUGGCGCACCGAGCUGAGCGGUCCGACAAUUCAGAAUUUGGAGGGUGUCAUGUACAAUUGCGCGCGCGACAUGACAUUUUUGUUCUAUUUUCCGUCGGUAAACGUGAGUUUUUGACGCGCUUCCCGCCGAAACUCGAAAACCUUGCCCAAUUUUUGCAGGUAAUCACGUCGGAACUGCCCAUAUUUCUUCGUGAGCACAAAUCGAACAUCUACAGUGUCGAGGCGUACUUUCUCGCGAAAUCGCUGGCCGAACUGCCGCAAUACACGGUGCUGCCGAUGAUGUACGCGACGAUCGUCUACUGGAUGGCCGGUCUGACCGUGUCCGCGCACGCGUUCCUCGUCUUUGUGUUCGUCUGCGUCACACUCACCUGGGUCGCCGUCUCUGUCGGUCAGUUUACGCGUGUUUUAGCCUGUUUCAGGCAGACUUGCCAAAUUACGGGCCGGCCCGGCUCAAAAGGCGCGAAUUCAAAUUUUUUCGUUUUUUUUGCGGAGAUCAAAAUUUAAAAAAAAAACUACGACACUCCGACAUUACGGUCUCGCGCGCUCUUUAGCCAUUUUUUUUAAUUGGAUGGAGGAAAAUUCUACUAGUGCCCAAUAAAAAUCGUUAUUAUUUUCUUCUUUUUUAAUUGUUACUAAUUGCUUUGAUGCCGAUAAAAACUAUUUUUGAGAACUACAUUUGUUUUAAAUGCUCGAUACUUGCAAAAUUCGUUAGUUCUACGAAAAACAAACAUUUUAUUUAAUCAAUAGUUCAAAAUUUGGAUUCCCGCUUUUCGAACCGGGCCGACGGGCCGGAGUUUUGAAAUUUUCGGCCCGGCCCGUGGCAACUCUGGUUUCAGGAAUCGUUUUUGAGUCGCAUUUCUGGUAUUGUAGGCCCAAUUUAUCGUUCAGAAUAUUGACAUUCCGGGCGUUGUACACGAAACCAAUCGAUUUUUUGUGAACUUUAUGAAACGGUGUCCGUUUUUUGUUGCAGCGUACGUGGGCGCGUGCAUCUUUGGCGACGAGGGUCUCGUCGUCACUUUUAUGCCAAUGUUCGUGCUGCCGAUGCUCGUGUUUGGAGGUAGGCGGUUGCGAAAAACGGUUGCGAAGUGUCCAAACCGGAAAAAUAUUGUAGGCUUCUACAUCAACGCGAACAACAUUCCCGCCUACUUUCGCCACAUUUCCUACGUCUCGUGGUUCAAACACGGAUUCGAGGCGCUCGAGGCGAACCAGUGGAACGGGAUAUUGUCGAUCCCCGGCUGCUCGGGCGCCAAUUCGACCUCCUCCUCGAACGGAUAUUGUCCGGCGGCGGACGGCGCCGGAAUUCUGGAGCGACGUGGCAUCGAGACGCCCCUCUUCGCGAACGUUCUCGUCCUUUUCGCCUCGUUUUUCGUCUAUCGCAUCAUUGGAAUGAUGGCGUUGAAAAUGAGAGUCAGAUUUGCAAAAUGA